GAGGCCGGGCCGAGCCGUGCCGUGCCGGGCGGCGGCGUUGGGAAGCGGGCGGGCUGCGGCCGGGACCGCGGGGCACGAUGCCGGGCGGGCGGGUGUGCGCCGCGUGCGGCUGCUCGGAGAUCGAGGUAGACGCAGCGCGUGGGGAUGCGGUGUGCACGGGCUGCGGCUCGGUGCUGGAAGACAACAUCAUCGUCUCCGAGGUGCAGUUCGUGGAGAACAGCGGCGGCGGUUCCUCCGCGGUGGGGCAGUUCGUGUCGUUGGACGGAGCAGGCAAAACACCGACUUUGGGAGGAGGAUUCCAUGCGAAUCUGGGAAAGGAGUCACGAGCACAGACUCUACAGAAUGGAAAACGUCAGAUUCACCACUUAGGAAAUCAGCUUCAACUCAAUCAACAUUGUCUGGAUACUGCCUUCAAUUUUUUCAAGAUGGCUGUAAGCAAGCAUCUAACCCGGGGGAGAAAGAUGACCCAUGUAAUUGCUGCGUGUCUCUACUUGGUGUGCAGGACAGAAGGAACUCCUCACAUGUUACUGGACCUCAGUGAUCUUCUUCAGGUGAAUGUCUAUGUGCUGGGAAAAACUUUCCUUCUGUUGGCAAGAGAACUCUGCAUAAAUGCUCCAGCCAUAGAUCCGUGUUUAUAUAUUCCUCGUUUUGCCCAUAUGCUGGAAUUUGGGGAUAAGAACCAUGAAGUGUCCAUGACGGCUCUCAGGCUACUGCAGAGAAUGAAGCGAGACUGGAUGCACACUGGCCGCCGGCCAUCUGGGCUCUGCGGGGCAGCUCUGUUAGUGGCAGCGAGAAUGCAUGAUUUCCGCCGCACUGUUAAAGAGGUCAUCAGGGUGGUCAAGGUUUGUGAGUCUACGCUAAGGAAAAGGUUGACAGAGUUUGAAUAUACGCCAACGAGUCAGCUAACCAUAGAUGAGUUUAUGAGGAUUGACUUGGAAGAAGAAUGUGAUCCCCCUUCAUUCACAGCUGGCCAAAAAAAGCUGAAGAUACAGCAGCUUGAGAAGGCGUUAUCAAAAAAGCUGGAAGAUUUUGAAGGUGAAAUAUCAAGCUAUCAAGAUGAAAUAGAGAUUGAAUUAGAAAAUAGUAGACCAAAAGCAAAAGGCGUAUUUGCAAAUUUAUCUAAAAGUGAUUCUAUAGAAGAUAAUACAUUAAGCAUAUUUGGAGAAGAAGAGGCAGAAGAUGAAGAACUGGAAGCAGCUGCUAAUCACUUAAACAAAGACUUUUGUAAUGAACUUCUUGAGAAAGAUAGGUUAAAACCAGGUGAAGAUGGAGAAUGCAAAAAUGGAAAUGAAGCUCCUGUAAGACCACCCGCACUGGAAUCCUUACUUGGUCCACUCCCCACUGCAGCUAGUCUUGGCAUAACAGAGUCCAUAAAAGAGUGUAUUUCCUCUAAGGACCGAGAGCCUGGUGAAAAUACAGGAGAUGGUGAAUUAGAUCUCAGUGGAAUUGACGACAGUGAAAUAGAUAGGUAUAUACUUAACGAAACAGAAGCUCAGAUAAAAGCAGAGCUGUGGAUGAAAGAAAAUGCAGAUUAUUUGAAGGAACAAAAAGAAAAGGAAGCAAGAAUAGCAAAAGAGAAAGAACUUGGGAUUUAUAAGGAACACAAGCCAAAGAAAGCUGCAAAGAAGCGGGAGCCAAUUCAAGCCAGCACAGCAGGAGAGGCAAUUGAAAAGAUGUUAGAACAGAAGAAAAUCUCAAGUAAAAUUAAUUAUAAUGUGCUAAGGGACCUGAACAGCAAAGGAAGUAACACACCAAAGAAAGAGGAUGACAGCACUGAUGACAGCACCAACACCAAGAAGCUGUCAAGAAGAAAAUCUAUUGCCAGUAGGAAUAUAGCCAGCCCUGUAAACAGUGUGGGAAAAAGAUUAAGACCCUUGAUUUCUACACAGCUGGCUAAGAAGGCUGCCACAGAGGAGGUGACCUUUCCAAAUGCACAAGCAGAAGUCUCUAACUUAGAAAAGCCAGCAACUGUGCUAGUGGAGAGUGGCCCAGUGGCUUAUAACCUUGAUGAAGAGGUGGAAGAGGAAGAAGCAGAAGAAGAAGAUGAUCACUGCAUGAGUGCAUUGCAGUUAAUGGGAGGAAACGAUUAUGGCUGUGAUAUGGAUGAUGACGAUGGCUAUUAGUUCUAUUUACUUCUAAAGGACAUGGACUAUUUCUCAUUCCCAGAAAAACUGCAAUCUUCAAACUGUAUGAAAGAAGCAGUCUGUGGUCAGCAAAUGUUAUCAAACAAUCCUUACUUCUGUAAAGUGAAUUUUAGCUUUGCAUUGACUCUGGUCGGUUUACAUUGACCCAUAACCCAGCAAUAAUGUUUGGGUUUGUACUUGAAUUAUUUUUAUUUUGGUGGUUGUGGUUUGAGAAUGAAAUUAUUGGGAGUCAUGUUUUCAGACAACAGAAGAAAGAGACAAAAUAGACAAUAUAAAAAGAGUUAUAUGACUGCUUAGUGCAUGUUAUUGAAAGGGAGCAUAUAGAAGGACAGAUAGAGGGAUGGAUAAAAACAAGAAGCUCACCAGCUGAUUGAGUACACCAGGAUUAAUUGUUUUAAAUACUACAGCCAACAGAGAACAUUUCCAACCUCUACUGACAAAUUGACCUUGUCAUUCUGUGCAAUCUCCCAUGCUCAAGCCUAUCAUAAAUUGACAACAAGUUAUGUAUUGUACCUGUUUCUCUGAAAUGGAGUAAAUACUUACUGAUAUUAAUUCAUAGAUGUCUAAAAGUUGUUUCAGUAGAAGGUAAUGUUGGCAGUGAGGAAGUGACUUACGCUGUAAGUCAGAUAUUUAUGUGUAAGGAAGGAGAAACCCUGGGUGAGGCAAGAAUUGGAGAGAGAAAGCUGGAGACAUUGCUGGUGUCACGUACCUUUGGAGUCACUGGGGACAGCCAGGAGGUGUUGUGGCUGGUGUUGCUGAGGGGAGUGACUCCAGCCAUCUCUACAGAGCUGCUCCCAUCCAACUGAGUUGGAGUGCAGGUCUGCUCCCAGAGCUGCCUGGCUUUAAAACUGGUUGAAAGCAAGAGAAAGCUGAGCUUUUUAAUAAAUAAGCUAGCAUCUGCUUUGGCUGAAUUUAAUUUUAUGUAAUAUAUUUAACUUUCUGUGGGUAAAUUAAAGGUCACCAUGCAGCAGCCUGAAUUUCAUGGCUCAAAUCCUACCCUUAAACAGUCUCUGCUACAUGAAUAAUGCUGGAGCUUCGGCUGUAUGUGCCCCAAAAUGUCAGCAGGCAGAUCCUUGUCACCCAGAUCAGCAGUCCACACGGUGUGGUGGAACAGUUGAUCAGGAACAGAUCUGCAGUGCUGGAUCCUACCCUCCUGCCUCUGUGCUGCCUUUCCCUGACACUGCUGGGUCUCCAAGGCUCCCACCCCAGUGUGAGAUGCACUAUGGUCUUGAUGGCUGCAGCUGCAGGAGUUGGGGUGCUUUCAUCUCUCUCUGUUGUCUGUGACAAUCAUGAAUGCUGUAGUAUUGCAGACUUCUCUUCUAUCAGGGAAAGAUGGAUGUUUAUCUUACCAGUAUGGUUUCUGUUAAGCUGGCUUUCCUGGCUAGCUUAUCCUUCCUAUCCUUUCUGGGAUUUUAAAGCAACACUCAUUAAGUCACCAGCAAUUCUGCUGCCACAGAGGGUGGAUAGUGUCAGGAAAAGAAGCUGCCUUGUGAAGGGACAAACUCCAGAGAAAGGAAGGGACCUAUGGUUCUCGUACCCGUGGUCAUUGCCAACAAGGGAAAGGACCAUAUGGCCCUCCGUACUUCUUCUGUCCCUUUCAGUAGCUUGCAUAAAGGGGAUCAUGUAAAUAGAGCCAGAAUGAGUGCAUUUUUUAGGCACAGAGUUGAUUUUGUUUGGCUGGUAAAUGUAAUGUGUUGAGUAGGUUUUAUCUGCUAGAUAUUUUGAGUCCCAAACAGGAGUAUUUCUCAGUGAUCUCUCUUAACAGUAGAGCUUGGUUAAAAAAUAAAAUAAUAAAGAAAAAGAUGUUGUAAGACUAAUGGGAAUAAAAGCUCUUCUGAAUCAGUUUUCAGUUACUUGGUUUGCAGCACAUUGAAGAGAUUCCUUAUGAUUGCUGGGAAGCAGCUGGUGCUUUCAUCAAACAGCCAUAGCUUUUUUUUCGGAUACUUUAUAAGUACUGCACAAAAAAGUUCAUGGAGGAGAUAAACCUUUCUACCUCUCUUUUAUCUAUACCAUAAUUCAAAAUCAUGCUAGAAGCUGACAAUAAAAAUAAAAAAGUAGUUUGUUUUAUCAAAGUUCACGGUCUGCGAGUCUUUGAGACAGCUGAGUUUGAGCAUUGGGGUUUGAAUUAAUCUGUCAGUAGCACUAUUACAAGUUACCGUGCUCUCAGUGUAUUCUCAGAGCUGGGUUUUAUUCCAGGGUACACAUUAUUCUCUAUGCAGGAAAUAAACACGCAUAAAUAAACAUGUGUAUGACUCAUGUAGGUCGAGAACGUUUCUCAAAUGCAUAACGUCGGUUCUUAAAGAAACGGCUGAGCUCCAUAUUGCUGAGGGUCUUUCCUCCAGUUUUCUGUGUCAGUUUUCAUGGGUUUGUUAGCCCUACAGAAUAUUAAACCUGCUGCCAAUGUAGGGACAUUACGUGUGAGAGCCGAGAGUCCACUUGAAUAACUCCUGCUAGCAAAUGUUAAUUUCGGUAGCACGUUGCGUUUCUGAGAACAUUGUCUCCUGCACUGGGAGCAGUGAAUGCUUUUCUAUAUCAGACAGGAAAAUACUUGCAGGUUUUGAAAGCUCUCAUGAGAUUUGAUUAGAGGAGGCUAUGUGAUAGAAGGGCAGUUAGAGAGCAAAAAAGGACCUGCAAGCCCAUAGCAUCUCAGUAUUGCUGGUGAAGCUAAUGGCAUGGUUUCUGCACAGGAGUCCUAAAGGCAGAGCCGUGGUAUUGCACUGAGCUUUGCAGGCUUCUUAAACUGUAGUGGUUAUCAUAGAGUCAUAGAAUGGCCUGGGUUGAAAAGGACCACAAUGCUCAUCUAGUUCCAACCCCCUGCUAUGUGCA
Molecule: messenger RNA, 4970 nt
Organism: Phasianus colchicus (ring-necked pheasant)
Lineage: Eukaryota; Metazoa; Chordata; Aves; Galliformes; Phasianidae
Gene: BRF1
Product: BRF1 general transcription factor IIIB subunit
Biological process (GO): transcription by RNA polymerase III; DNA-templated transcription initiation; transcription preinitiation complex assembly
Cellular component (GO): transcription preinitiation complex; transcription factor TFIIIB complex; nucleus
Molecular function (GO): TBP-class protein binding; RNA polymerase III type 3 promoter sequence-specific DNA binding; RNA polymerase III general transcription initiation factor activity
Source: RefSeq, a predicted model, not a curated record